AUGAAUGCCGUCGAAGCGACACUUACAGGUGUUGAAUGGCAGCCGUCGGCCAGCGGCGGUUCGAUUACCGCAACAUCGGUUCCACAAGCAAGCACAAUUUAUGUAAAAUGCACGUCCACGCAACAAACAGUCACUCAUGACGUCAGAGGACCCGCCCCCCAGGAAUCUGAAGAGAAGAACUGCACCGUUCAGAUUUCAAUUUGGGGACCACCCAAGGAGGCAUUGACUGAUUACCCCGAACCCAGUAAGCUUGCGAGCAAUUCCCUGCGACCACUACUCUUCACAAUACACCUCAAUUGCAGUAGCCGGAAUAGUUGGUUUUUCAGUUCUUUGUCGCUUUUGAGCUCCCAUAUUAUUCUGGCGUUUGCUGUGUUUUUUCUUGUGGGCUUCUGUCCAGGCACCUGCAAGGAGAGUGAUACGCUCAAUCUUCAAAUUACCUCUGCCAAUCAAUCGGUAACCUUUGCUUGCGGGGCCAACCAAAAUCUUACUCCACAACUUUUUGAUAAGGUCUGUGAAACCGACACAUGCGAUUCCCAGGCCCUGCUAGCACACACCCUUUCCGGCGCCUCCAUGGUGCAGCACGCCUCCCAAAAAGGAAAAACAGACACCUCAGCCUACACGCUGACAGUACCAAACCUUCCUGAUCAAGCCAAGACACUUUACUAUAAGUGCGCGGGCACCACCAACCAAGGUGGUAAAGUGACAGAAUGCAAGAUAGCAAUCGCAGUCGCACAGGCAGAAGCCGGCGACGGAUCAAGUGGGCUGUCUUCUGAAACCACAACGAUACCCCCCGAGGCCUCUGGAAGUAGCGCCGGGAAAUGGAGCACGACACAUAUCGCCUCUCUCUUCAAUCUUCCUCUGGUGUUGUCAAAUAUGAUGUGA
Messenger RNA from Neospora caninum, 882 nucleotides. Its product is annotated as SRS domain-containing protein. The coding region runs from base 1 to 882 and encodes 293 amino acids. The record is from RefSeq and is a predicted model, not a curated record. Gene Ontology annotation, cellular component: membrane. Lineage: Eukaryota; Apicomplexa; Conoidasida; Eucoccidiorida; Sarcocystidae. The transcript has 2 exons.